GAAACCGCAUAAACAAACAACUCUGCUCCCUAGCUCUGUGCUUGGACUGCUUGGUUUAUGUUCAUGUUGAAGUUGAUGUUCACGUUCAUCAUUCAUUUAUUGCCAAAUUAAUGUUUGUUGCUUGUUGGGUCUAUUCAAUUUUUAUCAAAAAAUUUGGAACGUGCAUCUUGAGUGAAAGACAAUGAAAAAUCCUUACGAAAGUAUCUCAUCAAAAUCGUUUGACUAUAUUUGUCGUACUUGCCUACAAUACAAUGAUGAACUAUUUAGGAUCCAUGAAGUAGAAUGGGAAGGAAUUAAGUUACUAGAAACUUUCAAGUUAACAACAUUAGGGGGGCAUACAGAUGAUGAAGUACCACAACAAAUGUGCAAGAAUUGCAUAAAACUCAUGUAUCAAACCUACCAUUUCCUUCAUAGAUGUAAAAUUUCUGAACAGACUGUAAGUCGGAUAUUUGAAAGAGAAAUUGGAGAAAUUGAAGAAGUUUCUGAUGAAAAUUGUUCUCAAACUAGUAUUGAAAAUACUUCAGCAGAUCCUGUAGAUGAAAUGGACAUUUUAUAUACUGAAGAAUUAAAUGCUACUGAAGACACUCGAGAAGACACUGAAGGAGAAGAGAUUCUCUAUAUACAAAUAGUGGAUGAUAGUUGUAACAUUCAAGAAGAAAAUCAAUAUGUAUUGGAAUUGCAAGAAGAGCCAGAGCCAGAGCCAAUGAGAAUAAAAGGCUUCAAAUGUCUUGGCUGCGCAGAACUAUUUUCAACUGCAGAGGAAAUGCAAAAACACAAAAACGAAACUCACAAAAAAAACUUCAAAUUUGAGUGUGAAUAUUGCUAUAGUAAAUUUGCUAGUUAUGCAAAUUUGAGGGAUCAUAUUCGAAUUCAUACCAGAGAAAAACCAUUUCAGUGCCCAACUUGUCAAGCAAAAUUUACUUUCAAAAGUGAUUUGAAUCGGCAUAUACUCACUCAUGUGGAAUAUAAACCUUUUAAAUGUGAAUUUUGUGAAAAAAGUUUUAGCAGAAAAUAUAUAUUGGAUCAACAUGAAAGAGAGCAUACUGGCACAAGAAUAUUAUGUGUAUACUGCUGUAAACAAUUCAAGUCCCGUUCAGCAUUAAUUAAACACAACAAAAACGUUCAUGAAUUUUCUUUUUCGCCAGAAAAGAGUUUUAAGUGUGAUGUUUGUGGAAACAUUUUAAGUUCAGAACAGUAUUUUCAAGAACAUAUGGCAUUGCACGGUCCUCGUAAUUUUCAGUGUGAGACUUGUGGGAAAGCUUUUAGUAGCAAUAAAAGUCUGAAAGUACAUAUCAAAAUGACACAUAAUGAAAUGGAAUUUGCUUGCAGUCUCUGUGAUAGAACUUACAAGCAAAAAAAUAACUUGCUCAAGCAUCAAGACCAACAUAUGGGAAAAUUCAUCUGUGAAAUCUGUUCCAAAGCGUUUGUAUUUAGAGCUUCGCUUAGUCAGCAUAUGAGACUACAUAAGGGAGACACCAAAUAUCAAUGCACAGAAUGUAAAACAAUCUGCAUGAACAAACGACGACUGGAAGGUCAUAUAAGAUCACAUCACACUAAAGAAAAACCAUUUUCUUGUCCUACUUGUGGAAAAUGUUUUGCAGACAAAGCAAACUGGUUCAACCAUAUAAAAAUACACGAUGAAGACACACUACUACAGUGUAAUAUUUGCUUUGAAGGCUUUGAGGAUAUUGAUAGUGUCAAAGCUCAUAUUCUUAGUCUUCAUAUUUGAUGAAACAUACUUAUAUUGAAACUGCUAGAAUGUUAUACAGGAAUUUGUUUAUUAUUACUAUUAUUAUUAUUGCAUAUUUUUAUUAGUAAGUUCAAUAAUUGUAACGAUCAAGUCGCCUAUGGAUCGUAAUUGUCCCAAAAAAUGUAUGUCUUGACUAACAUUGCAAAAAUGUUUACAUUAUAGUUCUGGUGAUAGCCAUCAGAGAGGUAAGGCGCAAGCCACAUUCGAAAAUCCUCCCAAAAAUCCGCAGAUUCCACUGACAUAACGCUUGCUGAGUAAAUUAUUGUACGGUCGUACACAGGGUGCAAAAAUAUGAUAUCUCCAACUACGAUCGUUAUAAUUAUGAACAACCGUUAUUUUGUUGUGUGUUACAAGUAAAAAAAAACAACUGUGUCAGUAUUUUUUUGUAGGGGUCUCUAAUGCAUAUUAUAAAUUAUUUUUUGUUAUUUUUAUAAAUGAAUAAUAGUUAGAUGGACAUCCCUAUGAUAGGUGAUUACAUUGUAGUUAUAACUACAGGUCUAUAAUUAUUCUUCAUACUGGCAUGUCUUUAUUAUUAUUAAUUUUAGUAUACAGAGCUUUCAAUUCAAAACUUGCUACCUACGUUAUCAGCGUAAAGAGGCAGAUUUCUGGAAAUUACCGGAACUCGUCAACAAAUUUAUUGUCAACCCCCUAAGUCCUAGGGCCUGCACCCCAAAAUUUUCAAUUGAGACAAUAAUAAGAUCAUUUUGAAGGGCUGUUUAAUCUGUAUAUUUUGACGUCCUAUAUAAAUUUGACCUCACUGUUGCAGCGUAACACCCAUUUCAAUGUUUAAAAACCUAAUGAAAAAUCCUAGACACACCUGCUUGUUUACCUGUUGCUAUAGUAAAAAGGUAGGUGUGUUCAAAGAUAAAUAAGCAUUUUAAACAUUGAAACUGAGGUCGAACUCAAAAAAUAGGACAGAAAAAUGUACAGAUUAAACAGCCCUUUAAACUGAUCUCCAAAAUGAUCUAUUACUCAACCCCCCUGAAAAUUUUGGGGUGGUAGGUUAAAGGGUUGAAAGAAGGAAGUUCAGUUCCAAAAACCUUCCCCCAAUAAAUUUGUUGACCUGUUUUGGCGAUUUCCACAAAUAACCUCUUGACGCAGAUAAUGUGGGUGGCAAGUUUUGAAUGAAAGUCCUGAUGUAUGUAAUCUUAUUGUUUAUUGUUUACAAUUAAGUUUGACUUGAGCUAACUAAGCUAAAAUAGUCCUUUUUAUGCACUUUUUUAUCAUUAAAAUAUAGUUAUUUUUAUUAAUCAAAUAUAUA
Ceutorhynchus assimilis (cabbage seed weevil) is the source of this 3011-nucleotide messenger RNA. The record is from the annotation of a GenBank genome assembly. Lineage: Eukaryota; Metazoa; Arthropoda; Insecta; Coleoptera; Curculionidae.